Molecule: messenger RNA, 613 nt
Organism: Dermacentor andersoni
Lineage: Eukaryota; Metazoa; Arthropoda; Arachnida; Ixodida; Ixodidae
Biological process (GO): symbiont-mediated perturbation of host defenses
Molecular function (GO): amine binding
Source: RefSeq, a predicted model, not a curated record
CUCUGAACGUAGCAUCAAGAAGCCAAAAUGGGAGCAGUAUGGUUUUUCGUUGUGACCACUGUAGGUCUGCUAUCCCUGCUGCAAUCUACUGAAGCAAACGGGGUUUCCGAAAUUACACGUCGUGAUCUACCGGAUGCAUUUCAGAUCUUUCUUCACCUGGAGGACGUGCUAGCCAUCUCAGACGCCGAUGACGAUGGCCUGUUUGAGUGUGUGGAGGCUAUACGCUCAGACAAUCGUAUGGAACCAAAAAUGGCAGCAUACGUGUUCUUGUUCAAGGGGCACCACGGGACAGAGAAAAAAAAUGUCACUUUCCACGUUAGGCCGGGCGCCACUCCGGACAGAAUCAUUAUCUAUUUCGACAACCAUACUGAAGAGGAAUUCGAAGCGCAGUAUUUGUACACGGAUUAUCAAACCUGCGCUAUUGUUAAAGGCUCCUACGAAGGUGAAAGGUGCCUACUACUGGUGUCCAAGGAAAUGGCAGAAGACGUACCAGAGUCCUGCUUAGCAAAUUUUGCAGACACCUGCGGUGUGGCAAGCAACUUGUACAGCAAAGAGCUGUGUCCGGAUGACGAAUAAUACAUUUCGAGUGCUGCAGCUCAGUUUGUAAGGCUAA